AUGACUGCAGAAAUGGCAGCACACCCUGGAGCCAGGGAGCAACUUCCACGCUGUGGCGAGCUGAUGGCCAGCAACUGUGCCCUGAGCGUGGGCAGACACUCACGCACCCCUCCAGAACAUGAGAGGUGGUGGGAAAGGGUCUCGCCCUUCCUCGUGGCCUCUCAUACCCUCGGGUUCCCGGGAGGCCACAGGACGUUCGUGGUGAUCUUUGGAGGCAGAAUGAACAGGACACUCACGUCGCAAAAACACGAGCAACUUCCCAAAGAAUCGCAGGCAUCUCACUUCGCAGGUCUUGCUUUCCGCGUCACCAAGAUCAUCACAGCAAGUGGAAAAGAACUCCCUCAUGCUCCCACCACCUCUGCCCACCUCCCCCAUGUCAACGUCUGUGAGCCCGAGCCCAGCCUGCUCCCUGUCACUGUUCCUAAGAGUGAGGCUGGAGAGGCCACCAAAAUAGCCAUAGAUGUUGGUUACCACCAUAUUGAUUCUUCUCAUGCAUACCAUGAAGAGGAAGUAAGCCUUGCCAUCCGAAGCAAGAUUGCAGAUGGCACUGUGAAGAGAGAAGAUGUAUUCUACACUUCAAAGCUUUGGUGCACUUUCUUUCGACCAGAGCUGGUUCGAAUCGGCUUGGAGCAAUCACUGAAAAAACUUCAACUGGACUAUGUUGAUCUCUACCUUACGCAUUUCCCAGUAGCUAUGAAGCCUGGGAAGGAGCUAUACCCAAAAGAUGAACAAGGAAAAAUAACACAUGACAUAGUGGAUCUCUGUGCCACUUGGGAGGCCAUGGAAAAGUGCAGGGAUGCAGGACUGGCCAAGUCCAUCGGGGUGUCCAACUUCAACCACAGGCAGUCGGAGAUGAUUCUGAACAAGCCAGGGCUCAAGUACAAGCCUGUCUGCAGCCAGGGUGGAGCAGAGCUACCCAGUUCUCCUGGAAGACCCAGUCAUCAGUGCCCUGGCCAAAAAGCACAAGCGAAGUCCAGCCCUGAUUGCCCUUCGCUACCAGCUGCAGCGUGGGGUUGUGGCCCUGGCCAAGAGUUUCAUAGCGAAGGAGAUCAAAGAGAACAUUCAGGUGUUUGAAUUUCAGUUGUCUUCAGAGGACAUGAAAGCUCUGGAUGGCCCGAACAAAAAUCUUCACUAUUAUCCAGCUGAUAUUGUGGCUGAACACCCAAAUUACCCAUUUUCUGAUGAAUAUUAACGUGGAG
This is a messenger RNA of Oryctolagus cuniculus (rabbit), 1199 nucleotides long. The record is from RefSeq and is a predicted model, not a curated record. NCBI's taxonomy places the organism in Eukaryota, Metazoa, Chordata, Mammalia, Lagomorpha, Leporidae.